Aspergillus clavatus NRRL 1 is the source of this 1599-nucleotide messenger RNA. RefSeq names its product putative MFS monosaccharide transporter. The transcript is spliced from 5 exons. The record is from RefSeq and is a predicted model, not a curated record. Gene Ontology annotation, biological process: carbohydrate transport; transmembrane transport. Lineage: Eukaryota; Fungi; Ascomycota; Eurotiomycetes; Eurotiales; Aspergillaceae. The coding region runs from base 1 to 1599 and encodes 532 amino acids. Gene Ontology annotation, cellular component: membrane. Gene Ontology annotation, molecular function: carbohydrate:proton symporter activity.
AUGGCACCGCCGACCUAUGCUGGGCUCUCCGGGAAGAAGCUGUCAUGGACUGUCUCGACCAUUGCGACCAUGGGGUUUUUGCUGUUUGGAUAUGAUCAGGGUGUGAUGUCUGGUAUCAUUUCUGAUCCAGCUUUCAAUGAUAUCUUCACGGCCACCAAGGGGGAUAAUACCAUGCAAGCGACUGUGACGGCUGUAUAUGAAGUUGGCUGUCUCCUCGGUGCUAUCUUUGCGUUGAUAUUCGGCGAGAUCCUCGGCCGUCGGAAGAUGAUUAUCUUUGGCGCAGUGGUGAUGAUCAUCGGGGUAAUCAUCCAAGUUACAGCGUUCCCGGACUCGCUGCCUCUGCUGCAGUUUAUCUUCGGCCGAGUCAUCACUGGUAUUGGCAACGGCAUGAACACGUCAACUAUUCCUACAUAUCAAGCCGAAUGCUCCAAGACCCAUAACAGAGGUCUCCUGAUCUGCAUUGAGGGAGGCAUCAUUGCGAUCGGGACGGCCAUUGCCUACUGGAUCGAUUUUGGUGCUCAUUAUGGCCCACCGGACCUGGUCUGGCGGUUUCCAAUUGCCUUCCAGGUUGUGUUCGGUUUCAUCAUCAUCGUCGGCAUGUAUUAUCUCCCCGAAUCGCCGCGGUAUUUGAUUGCAAACGAUCGUGUCGCGGAAGGCGAGAAGGUCCUCGCUGCGCUGGCAGGGAACGAAAUCGAGCAUUCCCAGACACAGCUGGAAAAGAACCUAAUUCUUGACUCCGUCAGAGCUUCCGGCUCCGAAAAGGCCAAGUUCAGAGACCUCUUCACCGGCGGUCCCUCGCAGCACUUCCGCCGAAUGAUGGUCGGCUCGUCCUCGCAGGUGUUCCAGCAGAUUUCUGGCUGCAACGCCGUCAUCUACUAUCUGCCUGUCCUGCUGGAAACCUCCGUCGGCCAAUCGCACGACUUCGCCCUGCUGAUCGGCGGCGUCAACAUGAUCUGCUACGCCAUCUUCGCGACCUUCUCCUGGUUCUUCAUCGAGAAGAUCGGCCGGCGCAAGCUUUUCCUCGGCGGCAGCUUCGGCCAGUGCGCCGCGAUGGUCAUCGUCUUCGCAUGCCUGAUCCCCGGCGACUCGGAGACAGCCAAGGGCGCCGUCUUUGGUCUCUUCCUGUACAUGUGCUUCUUCGGCGCAACCUGGCUCCCCCUCCCCUGGCUCUACCCGGCCGAGCUCUCGCCGCUCAAGACCCGCGCCAAAGCAAACGCCGUCUCCACCUGCAACAACUGGCUCUUCAACUUCACCGUCGUCAUGAUCACCCCGGUCAUGAUCGAGCACAUCGGCUGGGGCACGUACCUCUUCUUCGCCGCCUGGAACGCCGUCUUCAUCCCCAUCAUCUGGUUCUUCUACCCGGAGACCGCCGGCCGCAGCCUCGAAGAGAUCGACCUGAUCUUCGCCAAGGGCUAUGUCGAGGGGAUCAGCUACGUGCGCGCGGCGCGCGAGCUGCCCAGGCUCACGGACGAGGAGAUCGAGGCCAAGGCCGCCGAGUAUGGCGUGUUGGAUAGCAAUGAGAAGAUCGAGGAGAGGAUUGAGGAGGAGGAUCCGGCGGCGACGUCUGGGUUGGCGGCGUAUCAGCCUACGCAGUUAUAA